UGCAGGUAGAAACAGGAGCUUCUACUUCAAUACUGCACUCUUCAAGGGACGGUUUCAUUUGGAUAACACAUAAGAAGGAAAGCAGGAUGAACCAUGAAAUAAGAGCUGUUGUUCUUGGGUGGCAGAAAUCUGACAAAGCCUCAGUGAUAAACAGCAUUUUAGGUGAUGAAGUUGAGUCUGACAAACACUUUGUGAAAUCUGUGAGGAAAGACGGUGAAGUGAAUGGAAGAAAGAUUACUCUGAUCAACACACCAUGUUGGUGGGAGAAUUUUGAUUUGCAAGACUCGCCAGAGAUUGUUAAACAAGAGCUGGUUUGUAGUGUUUUUCUGUGUCCACCAGGACCUCAUGUCUUUCUUCUGGUCAUUAAUCUCAGUUUGCCUUUUACUGAAGAAAACAGACUGACCAUGGAGAAUCACCUUAGUCUCUUCGGUGAGAAAAUCUGGAAACACACCAUAGUGCUGCUUACACAAACUGAUUCAUUAAAGAACAAAGAUCUUCAGCUGAUCAUACAGAGAAGUGAAGAAAGAUAUCAUGUAUUUGAUUCUGAAAAUAAAAGUAUUGGAGUCAAAGCUCUACUUGACAAGAUUGAUGAUGUUGUGGUGGCAAAUAAUGGCAACCAUUUUGAAAUAUAUGAUGACAAGCUGCUUGACAUUCAGAGAAAGAGAGAUGAAAAUGAAAGAAGAGCAAAAGCCAAACAAGAAACAGUUCAGGGCAAAAGAAACCUACUAAAAGAAAGAAAUGCUGUGGCUCCUCUCUCAGAGCUGAGAAUUGUUCUGCUGGGUUGGAUUCUGUCUGGGAAGAGUUCAACCGCAAACACAAUCUUCAAUCAUGAAAUAUUUCCGAUAAGAAGAACACGAAAGUGUACAAGCCAUACUGGUGUAGUGAAUGGUAGAUCAAUAACUGUGUUGGACACUCCAGGCUGGUGGAAGUAUUUCUCAUCUAAAUUCAUUCCAGAAUACGCACAGGCUGCAAUCCCGGAGAGUGUAGACCAGUUGCAACAAAUACAUUUCCUUCACGCUAUGAUCUUGGUGAUUCCUAUUGAUAAUUCGUUCAUGAAUGAACAGAAAAGAAUCAUUAGAGAGUACAUGGCCACUCUGAGGGAGGAUGUCUGGAGACACACCAUAGUUCUGUUCACAUGGGGUGACAGAUUUCCAGAUAUUUCAAUCGAGCAGCACAUUGAGAGUGAAGGUGACGCCCUCCAGUGGCUGAUUGAGAAAUGCAGGAACAGAUAUCAUGUUUUUGACAACACAAACAAGAAUAACCGAGGUCAAGUCACAGAUCUGCUCCAGAAGAUUGAUGAGAUGGUGGCAGAAAACAGUCUGUUCUGCCUCAACACUCAAUGUGCUGCAGAAGAAAACAUUUAUGAUACUGACACACAACAAGAUGAAGAAAUAAGUCUGGAGGCUGACCGUAUGAUGGAAUUAUUACAGCAGGAGAUUAUCAACAGGUUUAAAGGGAUCAAAAGUCGACUAAAACACUUAGGGAUGGAUUUUACUGAAUGUUUAGAGACAAAAAGUCACCGUAGCAAGUCAGAUCCUCUAGACUUCUCAGCUAAUAAUAAACUCAAGGAGAAAAUGAGGAGAGAAGGAAGCAGAUGGGAAGUAACUUUAAUGGAUGGGUUCUUGAACAAUCAGACUUCUGAAGCAUCAUCUGAUUUACAUGAGAAGGUGUUGGGGUGGCUUCAAAGAUGUGAUGAAUACAGCUCAAUUGGAUAUGGAACAAGCUCCAACAUCAGCAGUCUAGAGGCCAGAGACGAGACAUAAAAACAGUUUACAGAAUACAUUUAUAAAUUUGCUACACUUUGUUAAUUUAUUCAACUUUAUUUUUGUUUUGAAUGUGUUAAUAAUUGUGAGAAAUACAUGUUAAUAUUUCUAAUGCCUAAUAAUAGGUAUUCUUGUAUGAGUUCUAAAAUCACUUCAUAUUUUUAUUUAAUGAAAAUUGAAAUUAACUGAAAUGAUUGAAGUCAUGUUUAGUUUCACUUUCGUUUUUAUGGUCAUUAGUUUGUUUGUUCCAGUCUUAGUUACUGUUUCUUGGUUUCCAUUACUAGUUUUUUUUCCUUCAUUGCUCAUUAUCACACCUAUGUCUUGUUUAGUUGCUUGUUGUGUAUAUAUGCCCUCAGUUUUUUUUCUUAUUAUUGUGUUGUAUUUGGUUAGUAGCAAAGCUGUUAACAUUUUUCCUUCAUGUUAGAAUUCCGGCCUUUGUUUUGUUUGCUUAAUGCAGGUGAUCUACUGAAUAAAGAUCCACAGACAGACACGAAAUAUGCAUGAGAUCUGCAAACAAUGAAUGAAUUCUGAAUGAUUACAGUUAUCUCAUCCUGGCAGUCAUUUUUUACACUGUUUAAUUACUAUUUACAAGUGGGAGGAGAAGUUUUCCAACUUCACAGGGCACAGGACAUUUCAGCAUCUCUGAUUACAACAUAAGCUUAUUUUUUAAUCAUGAAGUAGGAAGUGAGUAGCUAUACAUAAUAAAGCUUACUCAUAAAAAAACAUAAUUUUGUCUUACGCAAAUCACUUUAAUAACACUUUCUUUCAAGACAGUUCUUAUUCUGUACACAUUAUCAGAAAUCUAGAAAUUCUUCAUGUAUAUCCAUGUCUUAUAUAUUUAUUUUUACAUUUAAAUACUAUAUAGUAUUAAUAAAAUAGUAAAAUUUGCUUUUGAAUGAAGUAU
This is a messenger RNA of Labeo rohita (rohu), 2667 nucleotides long. Its product is annotated as GTPase IMAP family member 8-like. The transcript is spliced from 6 exons. Gene Ontology annotation, molecular function: GTP binding. NCBI's taxonomy places the organism in Eukaryota, Metazoa, Chordata, Actinopteri, Cypriniformes, Cyprinidae. Bases 87 to 1763 code for a protein of 558 amino acids. The record is from RefSeq and is a predicted model, not a curated record.